Molecule: messenger RNA, 897 nt
Organism: Aspergillus brunneoviolaceus CBS 621.78
Lineage: Eukaryota; Fungi; Ascomycota; Eurotiomycetes; Eurotiales; Aspergillaceae
Exons: 3
Coding region: 1-897 (298 amino acids)
Source: RefSeq, a predicted model, not a curated record
AUGUCUGCUCCAAAAAGCACGGAGAACCCCGGUUUCGACACUGUCCUUGACUUCAACAUAUUCGAGCACCACGAUGAUGAAGAAGACCUCUUUUACAAGAACAAACUGGUCGCAAUUGUUGAGGGUGAGAUCACCCCAAAACAGGCUGCAAUAGAAAUAGACACCUUCAUCACGCACGACUCGGAGCGGUUAUACAAACUGCACCGGGCGUAUCAUUUUUCGCCCGAAGACCUGCCCGACGAGAUCCGUGGCCAAUUACCAUUACCUGCUGACAGCGAUGAGAGAGAGCUGGGAAUCCACUGUCCGAAUCCCGGAGGACAUAUCGAAAUGUUCAUGCACUGGGUUUUCCGACUAGGCUCGGCCUUCCCGCCCGGCCAUGUCGGCCAAGACCGCCUGAUCGCCUUUCUGGAGGCGCUGCGUGAUCUACCAAGACAUGAGAUUGUCACUAUAGCAUCACCUUCGGUAGCAUCACCCUCGGACGAUCAAGUCGAGCAGAACAUGUACACGACUCUAGAAGCCUACUUAUACCGUCUUUAUGCGGCUACGCGACUGCCCCCUACUGAGAUAGACCUCCGGCUGCGGAAUUUCCAGUCUGCCAUCGCGCGCAUGACGGCACUGGAUCUGAUCGAUUGCGGGUGGCUCUCUUCCUUGGAGGGCAUCCUUCCUUCGCAUCCCUGGUACCCUGAUCUAAAUGAUCCCGAGGGUCAAGGGUUUGGCCAGGAUCAGGGGUUCCGAUGGCUUGCUGGUUGGAUCAUUGCGGGUGUGCAGUGGCUGCUUCGUGCUGAAGUGGGGCAGUAUGUCUAUCAACAGUGUCAGAAGAGGGAGAAUAUUGUCGAACGGUCGGAGAUGUGGAGUAUGCAGCGGUGGCAGCAGUGGAAGGACGCCAUGUAUAGCUAG